CGGAGGCGCCUAGUCUGUCGCCGCCCCCACUGGUGCCCGCGCUGCGGCGGUGGCUGGGGGCGCUAGGAGCGGGGGGCCGUGCGCUCCGCACCUGCGGAGGCCGCUGGACGAUGAUGCCGGAACGCCGGCCCAGGCCGCCGGCGUUCUGAGCUUAAGCGCAGCGCCCGCCCCGGGGAUGCCCAUCGCGCUGCUGGCCCUGGCCAUGUCGUCGUCCUUCUUCAACCCCAGCUUUGCCUUCAGCUCCCACUUCGACCCGGACGGUGCCCCCCUCAGUGAGCUGUCCUGGUCCUCAUCCCUUGCGGUGGUAGCUGUGUCCUUCUCUGGGAUCUUCACCGUCGUCAUCCUCAUGCUGGCGUGCCUGUGCUGUAAGAAGGGUGGCAUCGGGUUCAAGGAGUUUGAGAAUGCUGAAGGGGACGAGUAUGUGGCCGACUUCUCGGAGCAGGGCUCCCCGGCUGCAGCUGCACAGACCGGCCCUGAUGUGUAUGUCCUGCCCCUCACCGAGGUCUCCUUACCCAUGGCCAAGCAGCCGGGUCGCUCUGUGCAACUUCUCAAGUCCACGGACCUGGGCCGGCACAGCCUCCUGUACUUAAAGGAGAUUGGCCACGGCUGGUUUGGGAAGGUGUUUUUGGGGGAGGUACACUCGGGCGUCAGUGGCACGCAGGUGGUGGUGAAGGAGCUGAAGGUGAGCGCCAGCGUGCAGGAGCAGAUGCAGUUCCUGGAGGAGGCGCAGCCCUACAGGGCCCUGCAGCACAGCAACCUGCUCCAGUGCCUGGCCCAGUGUGCUGAAGUGACCCCCUACCUGCUGGUUAUGGAGUUCUGUCCACUGGGGGACCUCAAAGGUUAUCUACGGAGCUGCCGAGUGACAGAGUCCAUGGCGCCUGACCCACUUACCUUGCAGCGCAUGGCGUGCGAGGUGGCGUGUGGCGUCUUGCAUCUACAUCGACACAACUAUGUACACAGUGACCUGGCCCUGAGGAACUGCCUGCUUACGGCUGACCUGACAGUGAAGGUUGGUGAUUACGGCCUGUCGCAUUGCAAAUACAGGGAAGACUACCUCGUGACCGCUGACCAGCUGUGGGUGCCGCUUCGCUGGAUCGCGCCGGAGCUGGUGGACGAGGUUCACGGCAACCUGCUGGUGGUGGACCAGACCAAGAGCAGCAACGUGUGGUCCCUGGGUGUGACCAUCUGGGAGCUUUUCGAGUUGGGUGCGCAGCCGUACCCCCAGCACUCGGACCGGCAGGUGCUGGCUUACGCCGUCCGGGAGCAGCAGCUUAAGUUGCCCAAGCCCCAGCUGCAGCUGGCUCUAUCUGAUCGAUGGUACGAGGUGAUGCAGUUCUGCUGGCUGCAGCCAGAGCAGAGGCCCACGGCUGAAGAGGUUCAUCUACUGCUGUCCUACUUGUGUGCUAAGGGCACCACAGAAUUGGAGGAGGAGUUUGAGCGGCGCUGGCGCUCCCUGCGGCCCGGGGGCAGCACGGGCCUGGGCUCGGGUUCCGCAGCCCCAGCAGCUGCCACCGCCGCCGCCGCGGAGCUCACCGCUGCCUCGUCUUUCCCGCUGCUGGAGCGGUUCACCAGCGACGGCUUUCACGUGGACAGUGAUGACGUGCUGACGGUCACUGAGACGAGCCACGGCCUCAACUUUGAAUACAAAUGGGAGGCUGGCUGUGGCACUGAGGAGUACCCACCCUCGGGGGCUGCAUCCAGCCCAGGCUCGGCAGCGCGCCUGCAGGAGUUGUGCGCGCCUGACAGCUCACCGCCGGGUGUGGUGCCGGUCCUCAGUGCCCACAGCCCCUCAGUGGGUAGCGAGUACUUCAUCCGCCUGGAGGGGGCAGUGCCUGCUGCUGGCCACGAUCCAGACUGUGCUGGCUGCGCUCCCAGCCCCCAGGCUGUGACUGACCAGGACAAUAACUCUGAGGAGAGCACCGUUGCGUCCCUUGCCAUGGAGCCGUUGCUGGGCCACGCACCCCCAACUGGGGGUCUGUGGGGCCCCUGUGACCACCAUUCACAUAGGAGGCAAGAGUCACCCUGUCCCUCACGCUCACCUUCUCCUGGGACCCCGAUGUUGCCAGCUGAAGACAUAGACUGGGGUGUGGCUACCUUCUGCCCGCCCUUCUUUGAUGACCCACUGGGUGCAUCUCCCUCGGGGAGUCCUGGGGCCCAGCCCUCCCCCAGUGAUGAGGAGCCGGAGGAGGGGAAGGUGGGGUUGGCCGCUCAGUGUAGACAUUGGAGCUCUAACAUGUCAGCUAACAACAACAGUGGCAGUCGCGACCCAGAAUCCUGGGAUCCUGGCUAUGUUAGCAGCUUCACAGACAGCUACAGGGAUGACUGCUCCAGCUUAGAGCAGACCCCUCGGGCCUCCCCUGAGGUGGGCCAUCCCCUAUCCCAGGAGGAUCCCAGAGAUUUUCUCCCUGGGCUAGUAGCAGUCUCCCCUGGUCAGGAGCCAAGCCGUCCCUUCAACCUGCUCCCCCUGUGUCCUGCCAAAGGCCUGGCACCUGCUGCCUGCCUCGUCACAUCCCCUUGGACAGAGGGAGCUGUGGGUGGGGCUGAGAACCCCAUUGUGGAACCCAAACUUGCCCAGGAGGCUGAGGGAUCUGCUGAACCCCAGCUACCCCUUCCUUCUGUCCCCUCCCCAUCCUGUGAAGGAGCCUCACUUCCCUCGGAGGAGGCAAGCGCUCCUGACAUCCUGCCUGCCUCACCCACACCCGCUGCUGGCAGCUGGGUGACCAUCCCUGAGCCGGCCCCCACCCUGGAGAGCAGCGGCAGUUCUCUGGGGCAAGAGGCACCCAGCAGCGAGGACGAAGACACGACCGAGGCAACAUCAGGAGUCUUCACCGACCUGUCCAGCGACGGCCCACACACGGAGAAGUCAGGCAUAGUACCAGCCGUGCGCUGUCUGCAGAAGCAGGUGGGGACCCCUGACUCCCUGGACUCUCUGGACAUCCCGUCCUCAGCCAGUGAUGGCGGCUGUGAGGUCUUAAGCCCGUCAGCUGCUGGUCCCCCUGGCGGGCAGCCCCGUGCCGUGGACAGUGGCUAUGAUACAGAGAACUAUGAGUCUCCUGAGUUUGUGCUCAAGGAGGCCCAUGAGUCGAGUGAGCCUGAGGCCUUUGGGGAGCCAGCCUCAGAGGGUGAGAGCCCAGGGCCCGAUCCUCUGCUCUCUGUCUCCCUUGGUGGCCUCAGCAAGAAGAGCCCCUACCGAGACUCUGCCUACUUUUCAGACCUGGAUGCCGAGUCCGAACCCACCUUUGGCCCUGAGAAGCACAGUGGGAUCCAGGACUCCCAAAAGGAGCAAGACCUGAGGAGCCCACCUAGCCCAGGGCAUCAGUCUGUGCAGGCUUUUCCCAGGUCUGCAGUGUCCAGCGAGGUGCUGUCCCCUCCACAGCAGUCAGAGGAGCCCUUGCCAGAAGUCCCCAGGCCAGAGCCUCUCGGGGCUCAAGGCCCAGUUGAAGUGCAGCCUGUGCCUGGCCCAAGUCAUUCCAAAUGUUUCCCGCUGACCUCCAUUCCACUGAUCUCGGAAGGCAGUGGCACGGAGCCCCAGGGUCCCUCAGGACAGCUGUCAGGGCGAGCCCAGCAGGGGCAGAUGGGCAAUCCUAGCACACCCAGAUCCCCGCUCUGCCUGGCCCUGCCUGGCCACCCUGGGGCUUUGGAGGGCCGGCCAGAGGAUGAUGAGGACAGCGAGGACAGCGAGGAGUCUGAUGAGGAGCUCCGGUGCUACAGCGUCCAGGAGCCCAGUGAGGACAGCGAGGAGGAGCCGCCAGCGGUGCCCGUGGUGGUGGCUGAGAGCCAGAGUGCCCGAAAUCUACGCAGCCUGCUGAAGAUGCCCAGCCUGCUGUCGGAGGCCUUCUGCGAUGACCUGGAGCGCAAGAAGAAGGCUGUGUCCUUCUUCGAUGAUGUCACGGUCUACCUCUUUGACCAGGAAAGCCCCACCCGAGAGACUGGGGAGCCCUUUCCCAGCACAAAGGAAUCACUCCCCACGUUCCUGGAGGGUGGCCCCAGCUCACCCAGUGCCACCGGCCUGCCACUGCGGGCUGGCCACUCUCCUGACAGCUCUGCUCCUGAACCAGGCAGUAGGUUCGAAUGGGAUGGUGAUUUCCCGUUGGUGCCCGGCAAGGCUGCUUUGGUGACUGAGCUGGAUCCUGCUGACCCUGUCCUGGCGGCGCCUCCCACGCCAGCUGCACCCUUCUCACGCUUCACCGUGUCACCCACACCUGCCUCCCGCUUUUCCAUCACCCACAUAUCUGACUCAGAUGCCCAGUCCGUGGGAGGUAUGAGUGUGGUGGGGGCUGAGGUGGAGCAGAGGGACACCACGAAUGGGGCUCUAUGAGGGGUGAUUUGGUGGCCUCUGGUCUGCUGGACAUUGCCCUGUUAACAGUGUCUGCCCCCUGGCCUCUGGGCAGACAUUAUGUUCUGGUGGACCUGGCCUACUGCCUCCUGGGCCCAGGGCCUGCCACUCUGCCCUCCACAGCAGGAUGCUGGGUACCUGUUCUGUUCUUCUCAGUCUGACCGUAGACUCCCGUGACUUUACUAGAACAUUCCCAGCAUGGUGGUCUCUACUGUCACCAUCUAUGGCUCAUCUCUAAUCUGAGGUUCUUGCUAGGAGUCUCUGUAGGGACUUUACCCAGGUGGUGGUACCAUAUAGUUCAUUUUGUCAAGUCACGUGCCCCCUCCAACUGCCUAACCCGGAUAGGCUCCUCUACCAGGUUCUCCUCCCAUAGCCUACUCACAGUUUUGACCAGUCCUUUCUGCCUGUUCCUCCCCAGUUGCCCUGGCUGUGGUAACCUUGAGGGAAGAACUUGUCACCCUUGUCCCUGCAUGACUCUGACCAUGCCUUCUUUGUUUUGGCCUCAGUUUCCAUGUGUGCACAGACAUGGGAACAUUUGCUAAACAAAUGCUUUGGAUCUGGGUUACAGGUGUGUGUGUGUGUGUGUGUGUGUGUGUGUGUAAUAAGUGUGUUAUCCCUCAUCUAGACACAGGCCUACCACAUUGAACAGGCCUGCCACUGGGCCAGGCAGUUGCGGGUGUGGGUGAGGUUUGAUGUGUGAGAAUCUUUGUCUGAUAUCUCCCCACAUGCUCACAAAGCACCCCCUUUACCAGGCCCAGCAGCAGGUGCUGGGGGCCCAUACACAGAGGCUUGAGACCCAGGUAGUCCCACCCUUCGGAGGCUGGCAUCACUGGAGCCCCUGCCAUCCUGCCCAGGCAGCGACAAGGUUGGUGACUGACUGGGAAUGAAUGGGGACCACCGGCACCCUACAGCAUCCUGGAGAAGCAGGUGGACAAGAGGCCUGUAUCUAGCCCUAGACGCACUGGGCUGUGUACCUUCUCUGUGCUGCCCUGAUGGCAGAAUGUGUCCCGAGUGGACGCUGGGGUUUGCUGCUAGCCCCUGGAGAUACCUGUAGCCUGGGGGUCUAUGGGUGUCUGUAAGCUUAUGUGUACACACUCAAGAAGGGCCCCCUGACUCUUAGGUGACUCUCCACUCCUGGGAAGACCCUCCCUCCCCACCCUUCAGCCACUCUUCCUAUAUGGCUGUUGGUGGUAAACUGGCCUUAGGCCAGGACCAGGCAGUCCAAGGGCCUGUAUGCCCUUGUUGGCUAGGUCCUGCCAUGUGUUCAAAGGGCACUUGGCCAGGUUUCAGGAUGGCUUUAAGCCUUUAGGUCCCUUUUGGGUCCCCCCCACCUUUCUUACCUGGGUCUAGGUUUGCUCAGAGCAAGGUUGGACCUCUGGGCUCUAAGCCCUUAUCUCAGAGUCUGUGGCUAUUUCCCCUUCACUGCCUCUGUGGACGCCCUUCCCCACAGGGUUGGUCUGGAUUGUUCUGGCCUAGGUCCUGCCCAGUAGUAGGGGCUUCCAGGCUGCGGCUGGCUGCCUCAGAGAUGCCCUCUGCAGGGUAGUGUGGGCAGCUCUCUGUUGCAGGGCAGUGCCUGCCCCAUACCCUGGUUUGCUAGAGGAGAGUAGGGGGUACCCUACAGCCACUGGGGGCUCCUGCCUGCAGGCAGGGCUGGGAGAAAACAGGGCUGGGGUGGGCAGUAUAGGGAAUAUUUUUGUAACUUGCUGGAGUGAAUGAAAAUGGGGCGAUUCUAAGUUAUUGUUGCCAAAGACAUGUAAAGUAUAUUGUUGCUUUGGGAGUGGGGGCAAUGUUUUCUGUUUUGUUUUUGUUUCUGUUUUUAGUUUGAGGCUUAGGAUGGACGCUGGUGCAAUGAUUUUCUUGUUCCUUGUUUUUUAAGAGAAACCAAGCUAAGAAAAAAA
Molecule: messenger RNA, 6234 nt
Organism: Mus caroli (Ryukyu mouse)
Lineage: Eukaryota; Metazoa; Chordata; Mammalia; Rodentia; Muridae
Gene: Lmtk1
Product: lemur tail kinase 1
Biological process (GO): peptidyl-tyrosine autophosphorylation; brain development
Molecular function (GO): ATP binding; protein tyrosine kinase activity
Source: RefSeq, a predicted model, not a curated record